CAGUGACAAAACCAAAAACCCAUGCUUAAAUGUGAACCCAAAAGCCGAAAAACACAGUGGAUUUUGUUCUUCUCAGCCAAAAAAGUUUUUUUUUUUUCAGAGCUAUAAAAAUGGAAGCAGUGUAAACUGUAAUGGAGCCUACCAACCCGUAUAUAUCGUCAGAUCCGUCCUUUCGGGUCCCCAUUUUUGCCCUUUCUUCAGUACUUCACUGCUUCUGCUUCUUCUUCUGCUUCACCAUCUUUUUGAAAAACAAUCAAUAAUUAAAACCCAUAGACAAAGACACUGAAAGUGGAAAAAAAAGCCCUUGUUUUAGAUUUGAACUAUAUUUUCAAGAGACAAGGGAGAGAGAAAAAAAGGGGUCCAUUUUUAUUGGACAAAGGAAACAAACAAAUGUGUUUUUUUAAAGCUUUUGGAUCACUAUGUUGGGUUCAUAUAAUUUCUUUGAAAUUUACUGAGUUAAAUUUGGUUUUGGGGGGGCAUUGAUGAAAACCUUUACUUUGUUUAGUAUGCUUUUGAAAAUGGGUCUUUAUCAAAUCUAACUUUUAAUAGUAAAAGCUUAGCUAGCUUCAUUGUUUUCAUUCUCUACCUUGAUUGCAAUACUUCUGUCGAAGUUAAAUUUGGUUUUUUUGAUUGGUUUGGCACCCAUAGUUUGAAGCCAAGUAAGUUCCUCAGAUCUGAAUUACCGUGGAAAUGUUAUUUUAUUCUACUAAAUUCAGAAGUGGGUCUUUGUAUCUAAAUUUUCCUUGUAUAUUUAAUAGUUUCUUUAGAUCUGUAAGGGUCUUGAGAUUAUGCUUCACUCAUUGCCCUUUUGGUUCUUUAAUCUUUCAAAAUUUCAAAACUUGGGGUCCUCUUUGUUCUUUAUGUGUUGUACACUUGUAUUUAGCUUUCAUGACUUUAGGUAUAUGAUUAUUGUAAGACUUUAGGUUAUAUUGCAUAUAUUGCAUAUAUUUCGCUUCUUUUUAUUUCUUCUCCAUCACACAUUGCUGGUUGAUUUUUUUUGUUCUUAGUGUUCCAAAUAAUUGAAUCGUUUGGAAAUAUAUGAAUUUUUUUCUGCAAUUGUUAUUUCAAGUUUUUUCUUUCUUUCUUUUUUAGCAUUGAUGUUUCUCAACUAAAACAUUACUGGUAUGGAUUUAUAGCAUUAAAUUGUGUAUAAAUUAAAUUUAAAAUUGCAGGUCUUCCUAUGGUAAUACCCUUUUUUUGCUAAUGAUUAAUUUCAUUCCUUUUUAUCUCAGAGUGGCUUCUUAUACCUUGAUUAUAUUCAUGGGAUUUACCUAAUGGAGAUGGGAAGUACCUUGAAUAUGGAUUUCCAAGAAGAUAGCGGCACGUUGGGGUCGCUACCAGUGACAACCUCUAGAAAUAUGUCAUCAUCAUCGUCGGCAUUCUUUUCUGCGAACCAAUCACCGUUCUUCUCUCCUAGAUCAUCAACCUGUCAGUUUUCAGAAUCAACAAGGUCUGAUGCUCAAUGUGAUAGUGCUACUUUAAGUGCUGAUCCUCCAAGUUCCUGUUCCGGAAUUCAGGGAACUGAAUGCCUCGGAAAUGCUCGGUUUGAUUUGCCAGAUAUGAAAUUGGAACCUACUGCUUGUAUUUCAAGUGACUUCCGGAAGUCCGACCAUGUUGUCUCCAAUGGCACCUUAUCUAGUUAUGGUCAUGUAGGUGACAACGGUUACUAUGACCUUAUAGCAAAGCACAGAAAGCAAAUGAGAAGCCACGACAUGUCAUUUUCCCCGGUUCCGAUAUCAUUAUCUUCUAACAGAAAUAGAAGCUAUGACAUUUACAUAGGUUUGCAUGGUCGAAAACCUUCCUUACAAAGAUUUGCAAAUUGGCUCCGUGCUGAGCUGGAACUUCAAGGGAUGAGUUGUUUUGUAUCUGAUAGAGCUCGGUUUAGGAGUUCUCGUAAGCUUGGACUUAUGGAGAAGGCAAUGGAUGUUUCUUCCUUCGGGGUUGUAAUUUUAACGAGGAAGUCUUUCAAGAAUCCAUAUACUAUUGAGGAGCUUAGGUUUUUUUCAAGCAAGAAAAAUUUGGUGCCAAUCUAUUUUGAUUUGAGUCCCGGUGAUUGUCUCGUCCGGGAUAUAGUUGAGAAGAGGGGAGAGCUGUGGGAAAAACACGGGGGUGAAUUAUGGUUUUUGUAUGGAGGGUUGGAGAAGGAAUGGAAGGAAGCUGUUAAUGGCCUCUUUCGAGUCGAUGAAUGGAAAUUGGAAGCUCAAGACGGUAGUUGGAGAGACUGCAUAUCACGAGCUGUUUCACUUUUGGCAAUGCGGUUAGGAAGACGAAGUGUUGUAGAGCAAAUGAUGAGGUGGAGAGAAAAGGUAGAAAAAGAGGAGUUUCCAUUUCCUCGAAAUGAGAACUUUGUUGGCAGGAAGAAAGAAUUGUCUGAGCUAGAGUUUAUACUUUUUGGUGACAUUAGUGGAGAAACGGAAAGAGAUUAUUUUGAGCUCAAAGCUCGAUCUAAGAGAAAGAAUUUGAUGAUUGGCUGGAGCAAGAGCAGUUCAGUAGAGGAAAGACUCGGGAAACGACAGUGGGGGAGUGGCAGUAGGAAGGGUAAAGAACCAGUCAUUUGGAAAGAGUCGGAAAAGGAGAUUGAGAUGCAAAGCACUGAAAGGCAACAGAAUCAAAGACCUAAAGGUGGUGGAUGGACUUCACGGAGAAAGAAAUCAGCAAAAAUUGUAUACGGAAAGGGCAUUGCCUGCGUAACUGGGGACUCCGGAAUAGGGAAGACAGAGCUUCUUCUGGAAUUUGCCUACAGAUAUCACCAGAGGUAUAAGAUGGUUCUAUGGAUAGGAGGGGAAAGCCGGUAUAUUAGGCAGAAUUAUCUAAAUCUCCGAUCUCUUUUAGAGGUUGAUGUUAGGGUCGAAAAUUGCAUAGACAAAAGCAAGAUGAAAAGCUUUGAUGAGCAGGAAGAGGCUGCCAUUUCUAGAAUCCGGAAAGAGCUAAUGAGAAACAUACCUUUUCUGGUAGUGAUUGAUAAUUUAGAGAGUGAAAAGGAUUGGUGGGAUCAAAAGCUCAUAAUGGAUCUUCUUCCUCGUUUUGGAGGAGAGACCCACAUUGUGAUAUCCACUCGGCUUCCACGUGUGAUGAAUCUGGAACCUUUAAAACUCUCAUACUUGUCUGCAGUAGAGGCUAUGUCGUUAAUGCAGGUAAGUGCAAAAGAGUACCCUAUUGCAGAGAUUGAUGUGCUGAGGACUAUUGAGGAGAAAGUUGGAAGGCUGACUUUGGGCCUUGCAAUUGUAGGCGCCAUUCUAUCUGAGCUACCGAUAAAUCCGAGCCGGCUACUGGAUACUAUCAAUCGUAUGCCCUUGAGAGACAUUUCAUUGAGUGGUAGGGAGGCUCACUCGUUGAGGAAAAACACUUUCCUUCUCCAACUCUUUGAGGUAUGUUUUUCCAUAUUUGAUCAUGCCGUUGGACUAAGGAGCUUAGCGACAAGAAUGGUCCUGGUGAGUGGUUGGUUUGCUCCUGCUGCCAUUCCAGUUUCCCUGUUAGCCCUAGCUGCUCGCAAGAUACCCGAGAAACAUAAAAGAACCUGUUUUUGGAGAAAAGUAUUGCGUUCCCUGACAUGUGGUUUUUCUUCAUCAUACUCCAAGAGAUCCGAAACAGAAGCAUCUUCCAUGUUGCUGAGAUUCAACAUUGCACGAAGUAGUACCAAGGAAGGUUAUGUCCAUUUCAAUGAGCUCAUCAAGGUUUAUGCUCGGAAGAGAGGAGUUACUGGUGUUGCACAUGCCAUGGUUCAAGCUAUUGUUAGUCGUGGAUCUCUAUCCCUCCACUCGGAACAUAUAUGGGCAGCAUGUUUCUUGCUAUUUGGAUUUGGUAAUGAUCCGAUAGUUGUUGAACUCAGGGUCUCGGAACUGUUAUACCUUGUCAAAGAAGUGAUUUUGCCUCUUGCAAUUCGGACAUUCAUCACAUUCUCUAGAUGCAGACCUGCUCUUGAACUGCUCCAGCUAUGCACCAAUGCGUUGGAGGUAGCAGACCAGGCAUUUGUUACCCCAGUCGAGAAGUGGUUCGACAAAUCACUUUGUUGGAGGCCUAUCAAAACUAAUGCUCAAUUGAAUCCUUGUCUUUGGCAGGACUUGGCAUUAUCAAGAGCCACUGUGCUCGAAACUAGGGCCAAGUUACUGCUAAGGGGGGGGCAAUUUGACAUAGGAGAUGACCUAAUUAGGAAAGCUAUUUUUAUUAGAACUUCAAUCUGUGGUGAGGAUCAUCCAGAUACUGUAUCUGCUCGUGAAACUCUAAGUAAACUCACCCGGCUUCUAGCAAAUGUUCAAACUCAUACUUAACCAUAGGUUCUAUGUUUCUUGUUAGCAAAUUUUACAUUAGUUUAUACAAGGUUUACAAAUAAAAGUCCUGUAAACAAUUCUGAGAAUUUUUAUACCAUUUUAACUUUGAAUGAUAUGCCCUAAAGUACUGAAUUUACACAAUGUUGCAA
This is a messenger RNA of Gossypium raimondii (Peruvian cotton), 4417 nucleotides long. RefSeq lists its product as uncharacterized. The record is from RefSeq and is a predicted model, not a curated record. Gene Ontology annotation, biological process: recombinational repair; signal transduction. Gene Ontology annotation, molecular function: ADP binding. The transcript has 2 exons. Bases 1275 to 4268 code for a protein of 997 amino acids. Lineage: Eukaryota; Viridiplantae; Streptophyta; Magnoliopsida; Malvales; Malvaceae.